AAAAACCCUAGAAAGAAUUGUAACUGGUAAGACUUUUUUGGUUCUGCUAAGUAUCACAUCAUCAUCUUCCUACCUAUAAAACCAGGUCUUCCCUUCUGACAUUUUCCUCAGCAAACUUCAAACGUUAAUUUCCAUCUGUUUCUGCUGUUUGUCUGAGAAUUUCACAAGAUACACAAAAGAAUCAGCUCUGAUCAGGAGGGAAAAGAUGGGAAGAGCACCAUGCUGUGACAAAGCUAAUGUGAAGAAAGGGCCAUGGUCUCCUGAAGAAGAUGCAAAACUCAAGGCUUAUAUCGAAAAAUACGGUACCGGUGGCAAUUGGAUUGCUCUUCCUCAGAAAAUUGGGCUAAAGAGAUGUGGGAAGAGUUGCAGGCUGAGAUGGCUCAAUUACUUGAGGCCUAACAUCAAGCAUGGUGGAUUUACUGAGGAAGAAGACAAUAUUAUCUGCAGCCUCUAUAUCAGUAUUGGAAGCAGGUGGUCCAUAAUUGCAGCCCAGCUGCCUGGAAGAACAGACAAUGACAUCAAGAACUACUGGAACACCAGGCUGAAGAAAAAACUGCUCGGCAGGCGCAAACAGGCGAACGCGAAUAGACUCUCGGCUCCAGGCCAGGAGCCAAAGGAUGCAAGUGAUGAAGAAAACAGCUGUGAUUUGCAAAACCUGAGCAGUUCAGCCCUGGAAAGGCUUCAGCUCCACAUGCACCUUCAGGGCCUCCAAAAUCCCCUCUCCUUUUACAAUGAUCCAGCAAUUUGGCCCAAGAAGAUGAUCCAAACCCUCCACUCUCAGAAUCAAAACAAUGAUCUAAUGCAUCAAAUCUCCUCCAUCACUGAUCAGGUGGCUGCUGAGCAAGAUUAUAAUAAUAGCCCCCUGAUGAAAAUGGAUGAGAUUGAAAAUUCUAUCAAUGGUUUUUCAUCUUCAGAAAGCUCAUUUGGCCUGAACCCUGAUCAAAGCGAUUUCCUUGAACCAGAGCAAAACACCGGAAUCCAGCUUAGUUCAGGUUUUGCUCAAGCUGAACUUGAUCAAUACUUUCCGACAGAGUUGGAUGGAUCAAGGGACAACCUUGGGUGGUGGUCUAAUGAUGGAUUCGAUGUUAGUUCAGCAUCAUUAAACUCGUGGAACUCAGCAGCUAUGCUUCAUGAUCAGACGUCUGAAUACAUGUACCAAGAUUAUGUGAUGGCAUCAUAUAAUUUGCACCAAUGAGAAAAUAUUACAAGACAUAUGUAUGUGAGGAUCUGUAGGAGAUGAUCAUUUGUUUCUUCAUAAAAAGGAGGAGAGCUAUUGCUUAUGUUGUAAAUUGUGUGAAUAAUGUUAAUUAUAAUGUCAAUCGUGCAUGUCCAUUUUCAUAUUCAGACUUGAGUUUUUGUAUACUU
Molecule: messenger RNA, 1365 nt
Organism: Sesamum indicum (sesame)
Lineage: Eukaryota; Viridiplantae; Streptophyta; Magnoliopsida; Lamiales; Pedaliaceae
Source: RefSeq, a predicted model, not a curated record